Molecule: messenger RNA, 788 nt
Organism: Gamsiella multidivaricata
Lineage: Eukaryota; Fungi; Mortierellomycota; Mortierellomycetes; Mortierellales; Mortierellaceae
Exons: 1
Coding region: 168-695 (175 amino acids)
Source: RefSeq, a predicted model, not a curated record
UCAAACGCUCCUGUCGCGUUUUAUUCAACCUCGACGAGCUCAACAGCCGCCCGUACUGAGACAUCGCUUCCUCCUUGCUGCUGAAACCAAACCUUCUGACAAAGGACUAGAACGAGACAUGCUCCUUCAAUUUGCCAUCGACCUCUCUGACUUCAUUGGCCCACGCAAUGUGUUGCAUGUUGCGAGGCUUGGAGCACAAAAGCAAAAACACACAAGAUAGGAAGCUGUUAGCAACCACUCAUUCAUACAGUCUCGCAUUGCCGCCUGGCUAUUUGGCGGAAGAAAGAACAAAGGAUGAGCUGCAGGUUGUUGCACAUGUGUCUGUCGGAACUUCAACGCAGAGUCUCCACCACCAGUUCGGGUUUGUAUGGAGCGUCCAAGCUGAACACAUUGUCCGACUCCCUCUCCGGUCAGCAUGCCAGAGAGAGCUCAUCUUUCUGUUAACCACGCCAGAGCUAAAGGAGGCAAGCCGUUUUGUUAACAAUGGCUCCGUUCAUCCUUCGCCAACACCACAUGGACCGACAGCAAAGCGUCACGACCACCAGCUCGGGUAUGCAUCGUGCGGCCCUACUGGAGGCCACCCUGUCGCGGCUACCUCCCCGGUCGGCGUGCCAGAGAAAGUUAGCUUUCCGUUGAACACGCUAGAGCUAAAGGAGGCCAGGUCGCUACUGACAAAAUGUUUUCCAUGCGGUUGAAAAGUGGAAUGAGUCCAUUACCUUUUAACGCAAGAGCGAAUGAUGGAAAGGAGCGCGAAGAGGUGCAAAGGUGCAAAGGUAGGCGAAGAAAAC